Messenger RNA from Malus domestica (apple), 1392 nucleotides. Its product is annotated as calcineurin B-like protein 3. The record is from RefSeq and is a predicted model, not a curated record. Gene Ontology annotation, molecular function: calcium ion binding; kinase binding. NCBI's taxonomy places the organism in Eukaryota, Viridiplantae, Streptophyta, Magnoliopsida, Rosales, Rosaceae. Gene Ontology annotation, biological process: calcium-mediated signaling.
AACAACUCUAUAACGUCGUGCUCUUCUUCUUCUCUCUAUCACAUUCGUAACUCCUCUUUCGCUACAACCACAGCGAGUUGCACGGAGAUCCCAAACCACCGCCUCCUCCGCCGCGAAGCUUGCUCAGCCACCGCGACACCUGCCCCCCCUCUCUCUCUCUCAAAUUCAGCUACUAUCACAAGCUUCACAGGAGAUAUAGCUUUGGCUGGCUCAAAUUUUACGAUCUUGGGGUUCGGGCCGUGAGUUAGAAGAAGCAGGAAAUGGUUAAAAGGUAUGGAGUGUUUUGAUCUGCAGAAAAUAUCAUGUUGCGGUGCAUAGACGGGUUAAAGCAUUUAUGUGCUUCCUUCCUGAGUUGCUGUGAUCUUGGCUUGUACAAACAAUCGAGAGGCUUAGAAGACCCUGAAAUUCUAGCAAGGGAGACAGUGUUCAGCGUAAGUGAAAUAGAGGCACUUUACGAGCUAUUUAAGAAGAUCAGCAGUGCAGUGAUUGAUGACGGGUUGAUUAACAAGGAGGAAUUUCAACUGGCAUUAUUCAAGACAAACAAGAAAGAGAGCUUGUUUGCUGAUCGUGUACGUUUUUCUGUAUUUGACUUAUUCGACACAAAGCACAAUGGAAUACUAGGUUUUGAAGAGUUUGCUCGAGCUCUCUCUGUCUUUCAUCCCAACGCCCCUAUUGAUGAUAAGAUUGAGUUUUCGUUUCAAUUAUAUGAUCUCAAGCAGCAAGGCUUCAUUGAAAGGCAGGAGGUGAAGCAAAUGGUUGUGGCUACUCUCGCAGAAUCUGGCAUGAAUCUUUCAGAUGACGUUAUAGAGAGUAUAAUUGAUAAGACCUUUGAGGAAGCUGAUACAAAACAUGACGGGAGGAUCGACAAGGAAGAGUGGAGAAGCCUUGUUUUGCGGCACCCGUCCCUUCUUAAAAAUAUGACCCUCCAAUACCUCAAAGACAUCACCACAACAUUCCCGAGCUUCGUAUUUCACUCACAAGUGGACGACACCUGAAGUUGAAAACUUCCGUUUUUAAGCUCCAACAGACAUCAUUCUUUGAUUCAGUUGUGGUUUGCAUGUUUCUGAAGAAUGGGAGGGGCUCGCUAUUGUGUAAAAGGGUGAAGUAGAAAUUUUUUACGCCUUCAUAUUCGUUGUUUCUUUGUGUGUAUUUUAUGAUCGACGACGACGACUGAAGUUGCCUGUCAAGUAUAUUGUGGCUUCCGAUUUCGGCUUCUUACGAGACUGAAUUUGAAUUGUAGAGAGGCACACUAGUAUGAUUUUGGGACGUAAAAGAUAGAAAAGUGCAAGUGCAAGUUCUUUGGUAUCUUGCAAUUUGUCAUUCAUUGAUACUCUGGAAAAUGUCUGUCCACUUGAUAUAAUUUGGCCCAAUGAAGAAUUUCUGCCUUCUAUC